This is a messenger RNA of Callithrix jacchus (white-tufted-ear marmoset), 1758 nucleotides long. It is a transcript of the gene CASTOR1, whose product is annotated as cytosolic arginine sensor for mTORC1 subunit 1. Gene Ontology annotation, molecular function: arginine binding. Gene Ontology annotation, biological process: negative regulation of TORC1 signaling. NCBI's taxonomy places the organism in Eukaryota, Metazoa, Chordata, Mammalia, Primates, Cebidae. The record is from RefSeq and is a predicted model, not a curated record.
CCUUGGGCUGGAGAGAGGGAUGAAGAUCUGGCUUUAGGAGGAGGCGUGACCACCCAAUAGGCCUCGCUUCCCGCGGGGCGUGACCGUCAAGGAGCCGGACGCCGCUCGGGGCUGGGCGGGUCAGCCGCGUAGCGGGCGGCGUGGACGCGGCCAAGCAGCGGCUCCUUUAAGUCCCUGGUACCACCCCCGCCGCCCCGCCUCCCUCGCGGCCUGGGUCUGGUUGGCGGCGGGGUCCGGUCCGCGCGGGCCGCGAUGGAGCUGCACAUCCUAGAGCACCGGGUGCGGGUGCUGAGCAUCGCCCGUCCCGGUCUCUGGCUCUACACCCACCCACUCAUCAAGCUGCUCUUCCUGCCCCGCCGCAGCCGGUGCAAGUUCUUCAGCCUGACGGAGACCCCUGAGGAUUACACGCUUAUGGUGGACGAGGAGGGCUUUAAAGAGCUGCCCCCAUCUGAGUUUCUGCAAGUAGCCGAGGCCACAUGGCUGGUGCUGAAUGUGUCGUCUCACAGCGGUGCAGCAGUGCAGGCUGCUGGGGUCACCAAGAUCGCCCGCUCGGUCAUCGCACCACUGGCCGAGCACCACGUGUCUGUGCUAAUGCUGUCCACUUACCAGACUGACUUCAUCCUGGUGCGGGAGCAGGACCUGUCCGUGGUGAUCCACACGCUAGCCCAGGAGUUUGACAUUUACCGCGAAGUGGGCGGAGAGCCCAUGCCUGUGGCCAGGGACGAUUCCAGCAACGGCUUUCCCCGCACUCAGCAUGCAGGGCCCAGCCCCACGGUGCAUCCCAUCCAGAGCCCACAGAACCGCUUCUGUGUCCUCACACUGGACCCUGAGACGCUGCCAGCCAUCGCCACCACCCUCAUAGAUGUCCUCUUCUACUCGCACAGCACUCCCAAGGAGGCAGCCUCUAUCGGUCCUGAAUCCAGCUCCAUCACGUUCUUUGCCUUCUCCCUCAUCGAGGGUUAUAUCUCCAUUGUCAUGGAUGCUGAGACACAGAAACAGUUCCCCAGUGACCUCCUGCUGACCAGCUCCUCAGGGGAGCUGUGGAGGAUGGUGCGCAUCGGUGGACAGCCCCUGGGUUUUGAUGAAUGCGGCAUCGUGGCACAGAUCGCGGUUCCCCUGGCUGCUGCGGACAUCUCCGCCUACUACAUCAGCACCUUCAACUUUGACCAUGCCCUGGUGCCCGAGGAUGGUAUCGGCAGCGUCAUUGAGGUCCUCCAGCGGCGGCAGGAAGGCCUGGCUUCCUGAGACUGGUGGGGAACAGAGCAGCCUCCCUGUUCUCCCCUCGAUCCAGGCUUCCAAAGACUCCUCUAAGCUAUUUCCUUAAGCUCUGGAAUGAGCCCCCAUUCCUGCCGGGGGACCCUCAUUCUGCUCUCUGUAUGUAAGCUGUGUGCAGGCACCGGCUCUUAUGUGGACACCUGUGUGUACUUGCUGGUGGAGUGGGCAGCUGCUCGUCUGAUUAGGUCUGCCAGGCAGGGGAACACGGUGCUCGGGGCUUAAGCCCCCAACCCAUCACUCCCUGCACGGCCUCAGGGUUUGCACAGUCCCUGCCUGGGGCCCGAGCCAUUCCCCGCAGCCUUCCUGGGCCAGCUGUCCUCCCGGACAGGGCCCUGACCUCCAUUCUGCCUCUGGUGGGGUCGCCUUACCUGGCCAGGUGAGUCCUGACAGUGCCUCUCCUUCCUGGGGCCUCCAAGAAAAGUAUUUUGACAUCUCUCUCUCUUCUGUUUUUAUUGCCUUGUUAAUAAAGGACUUUGUAGUGAC